This is a messenger RNA of Adineta ricciae, 1008 nucleotides long. The record is from the annotation of a GenBank genome assembly. Lineage: Eukaryota; Metazoa; Rotifera; Eurotatoria; Adinetida; Adinetidae.
AUGAAAAUAUUGAUUACAGGUGGCGCAGGAUUUAUUGGUUCGAAUCUUUGUGAAUACUUUCUUCAAAAUCAUCAAGUAAUCUGUCUAGAUAAUUUUUCUACAGGAUAUCGUCAUAAUAUUGAGUCGUUUUUACUCAAUUCAUCAUUUGAACUUAUUGAAGGCGAUAUUCGAAAUAUUGAGACGUGUCGAAAAGCCGUUCAGAAUGUUGAUUAUGUUUUUCAUCAAGCGGCGUUAGGAAGUGUACCACGCUCAAUAGAUGAUCCUAUUACCACAAAUUCAGUAAAUAUUGAUGGUUUCUUAAACAUGCUUGUUGCUGCACGCGAUGCCGGUGUAAAACGAUUUAUUUAUGCAGCUUCAUCAUCAACAUAUGGAGAUUCAAAAGAAUUACCAAAAGUUGAGGAAAAUAUUGGUAAACCAUUGUCACCUUACGCAAUUACUAAAUAUGUUAACGAGCUUUAUGCACAAAUAUUCACCAACUUAUAUGGAAUUGAAACAAUUGGAUUACGUUAUUUUAAUGUUUUUGGUAAACGACAAAAUCCAAAUGGUUCUUAUGCAGCAGUGAUUCCAUUAUUUAUCAAAUGUUUGAUCAAACAUGAACGACCAAUAAUCAAUGGUGAUGGAAGUUAUUCUCGAGAUUUUACCUACAUUGAUAAUGUUAUACAAGCUAAUGAACUUGCUAUGGUAACUUCCACUAAUAUUAUUCUUGAACGAUUAAAUACAAAUGAAAACUCACCUAAGAUUACUCAGAUAAAUAUAAUAAUCAAUGUAGCAUCUGGCGGAAAAACAACAUUAAAUGAAUUAUUUACCAGUUUACGCUCUAAUCUUUCUUGUUAUGAUCCAAUUAUUGCUGAUAUUAAACCUAUCUAUGGUAUUGAACGACUGGGAGAUAUUCCACAUUCUCAAGCUUCUAUCGAAAAAGCUAAAAAUAUUCUAUCAUACCAACCGAAAUGUAAUACUUCGCAAGGAUUGGAAUUCGUUUGCAAAUGGUAUUUUGAAAAUUUAAAAUAG